This is a messenger RNA of Corticium candelabrum, 5194 nucleotides long. Its product is annotated as chromatin-remodeling ATPase INO80-like. Lineage: Eukaryota; Metazoa; Porifera; Homoscleromorpha; Homosclerophorida; Plakinidae. The record is from RefSeq and is a predicted model, not a curated record. Gene Ontology annotation, biological process: chromatin remodeling; DNA repair. Gene Ontology annotation, cellular component: Ino80 complex. The coding region runs from base 177 to 5072 and encodes 1631 amino acids. The transcript has 36 exons. Gene Ontology annotation, molecular function: ATP hydrolysis activity; histone binding; ATP binding.
UUGCACCGCACACUCGCAUACCGUCGCAGACCUGCGACCAGUGGGCGUCUCCACGUUAUCACUUGGACCCGGAGAAACAAGAAGAAGAGCGAGAAGGGAGCGUAGUGGCGACGUCAAGCCCUAGGUCGCACGCAACAUAUACCAUCUUAGUCGCGUGAGUUCGUUGCGUUUCGAAAAUGGCACAGAAAGCGGUCGCUGCCGCUAUGGCUCAGGGAUUUAGCUCUAAGGAGCAGAUGUUGAAGUCUCGUGCUGAUAAGAAGACAGAAUCGAAGGCAUGGAGAGCAGAGUCGCUACAGAGUGUCCAGAGGAACGGCACAUUGGCUGCUCCGCUGCAUCUUCAGAGACUGCAGGGAGCGCUCAAUUUAGCUCCUGUUAUUGCCUACGUGGAAGAUCUGUUCAGUAGACCGGUCAAACCGAGUUGUGGGGAGAGAAACGGACUCAUGAAGACACCGUUGUCCUCUGUUGAGAAAGAACUUCUUGACCAAGAGAAAAGGGUUAUCAAUGGUAGGCCGUAUAGGUUUUCAGAAGUUCAGGAGAAUGGCCGACAAUGGCUGAAGGAGCUCCUGCUGAGCGAUUCUUCAAUGUCAAGUGAUGACGACUCACUCUGCAAUGACGACCUACAAAUAUUAGUCAAUGUCCACACAAAACACAAGCAACCAGUUGAUAGAAAUCAGCUAAAAGAAUUUCAAUACUAUAGCGCAGGACUGCUGUCAACAGUUGGCAAAAUGACUGAUACUAAUGUGGACUCAGAUUUUGCUGACGCUAAGGACAACCAUUCUAGAAUGCCAUUGGUCAACCCUCAACUGGCUCAUUUUAACCAAAACCUUCAAAAGAAAGUUAAGGUGAUGAGAAAGAAGAAGCGAAAACCAUCAAUAAGCUCGUCUCCUGAAGAUGAUGUUGGCGACGACGACUAUUACCCAUACAUACAGCCUGUGUUAGGAGAUAGGAUAGCAACCGGUCCUGUGGCACUUAGUGAGUCAGACGCACGAAGGAAAAAGGUGUGGGCAUUCAUCAUAAAGAAAGAAAUUCCAAAGACUCAGAGGCAGAAAAACACUAUUCGAAACAACACAUUGAGUGCUGCAAAGAAGAUUGCUUUAUUGUGUCAAAAAGAAGUGAGGAAAAAGGCGAUAAAAUCUCAGAAAUGCAGCAAGGAUACUGUCAGCAGGGCGAGACGUCUUGCCAAGGAGAUGCUUGUAUACUGGAAGAAAUAUGAAAAGGUUGAACGUGAACACAGGAAACGAGCUGAGAAAGAAGCACUCGAGCAACGUAAACUGGAAGAUGAAAUGCGUGAGGCUCGCCGGCAGCAACGAAAACUAAAUUUUCUUAUCACACAAACAGAGCUGUAUGCUCACUUUAUGGCCAAGAAGUUGACUGGUGACAAAGAGAAUUCCAUGGACAAGAUUCUCAAGAAACUUGAUGAAGCACCGAUGCAAAUGCAAGGACCCAGAGGAUGCACCGUAACACUUGCAAAAGAUGAUUAUGAUGUGACAGCAGUGAAGUCACAAGUGAUGGCUAAUGUGCAUGAAGCAGUGCAGACUAAUGAGACAAGAACACAAACUUAUGAUGCUAUUGCUACAGGAAACAGAAACGGCAACAGCAACAUGCAACUCAAAUUUGAUGAAAACUACAGUUUAGCCAAUCCAAUGAUGGACGUUAACAACGCACCACAGCCAAGUUGUUUUGAGGGUCAACUGAAAAGUUAUCAACUGAAAGGAAUGAACUGGUUGGCUAGUUUGUAUCAUCAGGGGAUCAAUGGAAUUCUGGCUGAUGAAAUGGGCCUCGGAAAGACAGUACAAUCUAUUGCAGUGCUUGCACACUUGGCUGAGGUGCAGAAUAUAUGGGGUCCUUUCUUGGUGGUGGCUCCAGCAUCGACACUGCACAACUGGCAACAGGAAGUAUCUAGAUUUGUCCCCAUGUUCAGGGUGUUGCCGUAUUGGGGAACUCUCAAUGAGAGAAAAAUAUUAAGAAAAUACAUGACUCAGGAUAGACUAACAGCAUACACCAAAGACGCUCCAGCACACAUUGUCAUUACCAGCUACCAGAUUGUCAUAUCAGAUGUCAAGUUUUUUCAACGUUUACAAUGGCAGUAUCUUAUUCUUGAUGAGGCUCAGGCAAUCAAAAGCAGUUCAAGCAUUCGGUGGAAGAUGCUGCUCGGGUUCAAGUGUAGAAAUCGUUUGUUAUUGACAGGCACUCCCAUACAGAACACAAUGGCAGAGCUGUGGGCGUUGCUACAUUUCAUCAUGCCGACACUCUUUGAUUCACACGCCGAGUUCAAUGAAUGGUUCUCAAAGGACAUUGAAAGUCAUGCAGAGAAAAAGUCAGGCCUUGAUGAAAACCAACUAUCUCGACUACACUUGAUUCUAAAGCCCUUCAUGUUGAGACGAAUCAAGAAAGACGUUGAGAAUGAAAUGGCAGACAAGAUUGAGAUUCAAUUGACAUGUCAGAUGACUGAACGUCAGCGACGUCUGUAUCAAGGUGUGCGCAAUAGGAUAUCAAUCGAGGAGCUUCUGAGGUCAACGUCAACGACUUCGUCCGCCCAAGCAUCAAGUAACACAUUAAUGAACUUGGUUAUGCAGCUGAGAAAGGUUUGCAAUCAUCCAGAAUUGUUUGAGCGAAGAGACGUUCAGUCUCCUUUUGUUUUACGGCUGCCAGAAUAUGAGUUACCGAGGUUGCUGUUUCAUGAGGAGUUGAUUGGUGGAAUUCCACGGGAACUGAAAAGGCUUUUCUGUAAUUUGUUAAGCAUAUGGUCUACUGAGUAUAUCCACCAUUCUCUCUUUCCUUCUGAUGAACAGGAAAGGAGCUCGUGCUUUUCAUUCUUACGUUUUGUUGACGUGUCACCGAGUGAGAUAUCUGCAGCCAUGCUUUCCGGGUUGCUCACCAUACUUGUGAGUGUUGUGGCUAUGAAUGCUGCAGCAUGUCGCUUGUAUCAUGCAAGGUUGUGGGGAUCGGGUGAGACAGAAAAUCACGACGGCAUCAGAUGGAAGCUGUUGUUGGCACUAACAUCACCAUUGUCUGUGGCUGCCAUCAACAUGAGUUCAAUUCUGCAAGAUCUUGUUUUUACAAGUCACACCUCAAGUGUGACAUCUCAUGAAACUCAUACCAUUUAUCGCAGUUAUUUCAGUGCAAUGUCACAUUCAGUGGAUGUUUCUCAAAGAGUGCACACGUUGAAGAGUCCCACUCUUCAGUCUCCAAUCUGUGGAACUCUCUUUACAUUUGGUCAACGUUCUCCAACAAAGAUUUCCUCACCAACGAAAUCGGUUGCUCCGCAGUUGCCAGCAGUCACGUCAAAUUCCACAGAAUGCCUACAGGAUUUGCUUUGCGAUGACAUGCUGCCUCCAGAAAUGACCACACCCAUUGCUGUAAGGAAACUGCAACCAACCAGCCUUCCCUCAUUUUUACUGUGCUGUGUACCAAGGGCAGCUUCUGGGAUGAGAUUUCCAUUGAUUGUGGAUAGGAAUGCUGAGUACUUGAGGCAGGAGCUAAUGAGAGGUGGAACACCAGCCGAGCGGAACUUUUUGUUGACUGGCAUCUCAUUUGAGAACAGGCGGUCUCUCACAAGUCACUUACUUGUCACUAAGGUACCUCUUUAUCCGUCUCCUGCUGGUGGACUAAACGCUUGUCAACCAGAGAGAGGAUGGUCUCACAUUCAAAUUCCAGACAAAGAGCUAUUGGUGAUUGAUGCUGCCAAGUUGAAUGUUCUCGAUCGUUUGCUUUCCAAACUGAAACGAGAGAGACAUCGUGUUUUGAUUUACUGUCAAAUGACACGCAUGAUUGACUUGUUAGAGGAAUAUAUGGGCUAUCGUAAGCAUAAGUAUAUCAGACUUGAUGGCUCAUCAAAGAUUGCUGAUCGUCGAGACAUGGUGGCUGAUUUCCAGACAAGAUCAGAAAUCUUUGUGUUUUUAUUGAGUACCAGAGCUGGUGGUCUUGGAAUCAAUCUAACUGCUGCAGACACAGUGAUUUUCUAUGACAGUGACUGGAACCCUACAGUUGAUCAACAAGCAAUGGAUCGAGCACAUCGUCUUGGCCAAACGAAGCAGGUCACUGUGUAUCGUCUUGUGACGAAGGGAACAGUGGAAGAACGAAUUCUCCAACGUGCCAAAGAAAAGAGCGAGAUUCAAAAGAUGGUGAUAUCUGGUGGCCAAUUUCGUCCUGAUGCUUUGAAACCUAAGGAAGUCGUUUCACUUCUUUUGGAUGAUACUGAAAUGGAGUCGAAAUUUUUGCAGAAGCAAGCAGAACAAGAGCAAAUGAGAAAGAAGAGGCGCAAAAGACUCGUGGGAAACCAACAGCCUACCGACAGCUUGGCUGCCAAGAAACCAAAGUCAAGAACAGCAACUCUUAAAGCUGAGAGUGGAAUUGAUUCUCAGCAACCCUCACCUGCUGCUCAUUCGUAUUCUCCUAGUGUCAUGUCAUCUGUUGCAUCUAAUGAUGAUGACGAUGACGACUGUGUUGAACUUGAGAUUGACUUGAGUAUGACUGGAGAAGGACUCGAUGAUUUUGCGGGUACUACAAGUGUCCUGGGUGAUAAUGAGAGUAGCUUUAGCGAACUUCCUCUGUCUCCAAGUGCUUUGUUUAACGAACCAACUGUAGGUAAAGCAAGAGGACCAGCCGGUAGUGGCAAAGGACGAGGAGCUAGAAAGAACAGAAAACUACCAGGAACCGACAGUGGGACACCAGCAAAGAAAGCCAGGAUUACAAAACGACCGAGAGCUGGUCUUAGUGCACAAGGCCGAUCUAUGGCUGCAGCCGCAGGUGCAGCAGCUGCAACAGCUACUCUUCAAGCUACAUACAGUGAUAGAAACACAUCGACACAUGCAAGUAUUGUGACAGGUCAAAGAACAGCGGAUUCAUUUUCUACUCAAUCUGAGAUGGGAACGUUUCAUCGUGAUAACUAUCAUGCUAAUGGAAGUCCUGCUGCACAAAGCAGAGCAAUCGAGCAGAGAACUUCCUUGUGUGUGCCAGCUUCCCAACAUGGCCAAACAAGCUACCUUCCGCCAACUUGCCAAGUGCAAGGCCAAUAUCGAACCGAUCAUAUUCCUUCAUUGUACUCUAGCUAUAGAUCACAACACCAGUAAGAUUAUGGUAAUUUGGUUAACGUUGUAUUGCCUAUGUACUUGCAAAGUCUUAGACAUAUUGUCUGUAGAGUUAUAAGUUGACUCAGUAAAUAUAUGGCUGACUGAUGUGUAGUUGAUAUUAA